Molecule: messenger RNA, 936 nt
Organism: Dalotia coriaria
Lineage: Eukaryota; Metazoa; Arthropoda; Insecta; Coleoptera; Staphylinidae
Gene: Dysb
Product: dystrobrevin binding protein dysbindin
Exons: 3
Coding region: 117-818 (233 amino acids)
Biological process (GO): negative regulation of protein kinase activity
Cellular component (GO): cytoplasm
Source: RefSeq, a predicted model, not a curated record
AAUACGGUUAGGUUAGGUCACAUUUACAACGAUUGCGUAUUAUCAUAUCAUGUGUUUAUACGUGGAAAUGUUUCUUGUUUGCUUUGAAAUUUCGCGUGUUAUUAAAUGUCCAUGAAAUGGAUAUGUUAAAUAAUCUAAGAGAUUUGUUAAAUGUUAAGAAUGUACCUGUCAUCAGUGGUGAAAUACCUAUUAACAAUAAAAUAAACCCGGAUGCAGCAGGUGAACUCCUAGAACACUUUCAUAAGCAAUGGGAAGAAGUGCAUAACAAUAAUGAAACAAAUGCAAACCUGGCUGACCAGGCAGCUGAUGCUAUUGGAAACAUUCAUUUGUACAUUACAUCACAAAAUGAACAUAUAACAGCAAUAAAUCAAUUGCUAACAUCAUUGCCAACUCUUCAGAAUACAUUACAGACCUGCAAUUCACAAAUUCAGCAACUGUGUAAAUCCUUUGAACAAGUUGAAGAAGAUUUACUUCGGUUUGAAGAUGUUAUUGAACAAUGUGAACUGGAGAAAAAGAAAAACAAUCAUAGGUAUCAAUUAGCAUUGUAUGAGGAGAAGAAAAUGGCUAAUCUGGAAAUACUUAGAGCAGAGUUAUCUAAGAAACAUGAACAAGAAGUGAUGGAAAAUGAGGUGAAGAAAAGGGAAGCAAUGCAGGAAAGGCAGUUAGUUUUUCAGGAUGCAUUCAAAACUGAUUUGGAAACUUACAAAGCUCUGGGGACCAUUCCAAAAAUUCAAGUUAACCAAUCCAGUGCCUUAUUAGAGGAAAUUCAAUUGGAUAUUGAUGACAAGGAACUAAUGGACUUUCUGGAUGAGAAAUAAAUCAAUUGAAUUGUAUGUAAAAACAAUUGUGAUAUAACUAACCAAUAAUUAACUAACAAAAAGGGAAAGUGCACUGAUUUGUAACAAUAUAUAGAAUAUAUAUUUGAAAAUGAAACAA